Molecule: messenger RNA, 2046 nt
Organism: Cyprinus carpio (common carp)
Lineage: Eukaryota; Metazoa; Chordata; Actinopteri; Cypriniformes; Cyprinidae
Product: serine/threonine-protein kinase 38-like
Exons: 13
Coding region: 358-1767 (469 amino acids)
Biological process (GO): peptidyl-serine phosphorylation; intracellular signal transduction
Molecular function (GO): protein serine/threonine kinase activity; ATP binding
Source: RefSeq, a predicted model, not a curated record
GUUGCUGGAUAAAGUCGCGUUUCACACACGCACCACGCGUGUCUCCGUUCCGUUUUUUUCAAGCUCAGCGCGUCUAAAAAAAAAACACACUUGGAAAAAUCUCCCUUUUUUUUCUUUUUUUUUGGGAAGAGAGAAAACGUGUCGAGGCAGACAUCGUCCUUCAAGAGCCCGAGAGAAGCUCUGAGGAACUUCACGUCAGCUUUUCGGCGUUUUGUGUCGUUUAAUCGUUGAGUUUAGCGUGUUUGGUGGAACGCUCGCCGCUGACGUCACGGCUGUGACCCCGCCCCCUCACCCUCAUUCCACAAUUAUACGUUCUGAACUUCUAUCUGCAUCCCAACCGGUUCCAGACCGGUAACCAUGGCGACCCGAGGCCACGCCUCCAGCCUCCUUAUGAGCAACCACACCAAGCGCGGAGUGACCAUGGCCAAGGUCACGCUGGAGAACUUCUACAGCAACCUCAUAACACAACACGAGGAGAGGGAGAUGAGACAGCAAAAACUGGAGAAGGUGAUGGAUGAGGAAGGACUGCCUGAUGAAGAGAAGCGCAUGCGCCGCUCCCAACACGCUCGUAAGGAGACCGAGUUCCUGCGGCUGAAGAGAACCAGACUGGGUCUGGAAGACUUCGAGUCGCUGAAGGUGAUUGGACGAGGAGCAUUUGGGGAGGUGCGUUUGGUUCAGAAGAAAGACACGGGACACGUUUACGCCAUGAAGAUCCUUCGCAAAGCCGACAUGCUGCAGAAAGAGCAGGUGGGUCAUAUCCGGGCGGAGCGGGACAUCUUGGUUCAGGCAGACAGUCUGUGGGUGGUGAAAAUGUUCUACAGUUUUCAGGACAAACUGAAUCUUUACUUACUCAUGGAGUUCCUACCCGGAGGAGACAUGAUGACCCUACUGAUGAAGAAGGACACGCUGACGGAGGAGGAGACGCAGUUCUACGUAGCCGAGACAGUUCUGGCCAUCGACUUCAUCCAUCAGCUGGGCUUCAUUCACCGAGACAUCAAACCAGACAACCUGCUGCUGGACUCCAAGGGUCACGUCAAGCUGUCUGAUUACGGCUUGUGUACGGGACUCAAAAAGGCGCAUCGGACCGAGUUUUACCGUAACCUGAAGCACAGCCAAUCAAACGACCUCACGUUUCAGCACAUGAACUCCAAGAGGAAGGCCGAGACGUGGAAGAGAAACCGGAGGCAGCUGGCCUUCUCCACGGUGGGAACGCCGGACUACAUCGCGCCGGAGGUCUUCAUGCAGACCGGAUACAACAAGCUCUGCGAUUGGUGGAGUCUGGGCGUCAUCAUGUACGAGAUGCUGAUUGGCUACCCUCCGUUCUGCUCCGAGACUCCUCAGGAGACGUAUAAGAAGGUGAUGAGCUGGAAGGAGACGCUGGUGUUUCCUCCUGAGGUGCCGAUCUCGGAGCGAGCGAAAGCUCUGAUCCUGCGCUUCUGCUGCGAGGCUGACCAUCGCAUCGGAGCCGCCGGCGUCGACGACAUCAAGAGGAACGGCUUCUUCGAGGGCGUCGACUACGAUCACAUCAGAGAGAGACCCGCUGCGAUCCCCAUCGAGAUCAAGAGCAUCGACGACACGUCCAACUUCGACGAGUUCCCCGAGUCCGACAUCCUGCAGCCCUCCAGUCCGGCGGUGGCCAGCAACCAUCACCCGGAGUCAGACUUCAAGAACAAGGACUGGGUCUUCAUCAACUACACCUACAAGCGCUUCGAGGGCCUGACGGCACGAGGAGCCAUCCCCGCCUACAUGAAGAGCGGCAAGCGAUAGAGAAAAACCCUCUCUUACUGCCAAAUACACUAUCCAGUCUUCCGCAGACACACACUUUGCAGCGUUUUCUCUUUCCACCCACGCUUGAAGAUCAUCGGAGCGGAGGUCUCAUGCUGGAAAUCUUCUGAAAAGCGUUUGUGGACAAGCUCUAAUACCAAAAGACGCACACUUCUCUAUAAAUGAUAGCUCUUCUCAAGAUGUUUAAAGCUUUAUAUGUAUAAAUAUAUUGUGCCUUAUGUGAUUUUUUGGGCUAGAAAGCCUCACUUUUUCCCCUCAUGU